AUGAACACUGGGGUUGACACAACUAAACCAACAACGUUUAGUGCAAUUUUUAAGCACAUUUCACCACCAACCGCUGUAGAUAAUUGCCUUUAUUGCCACCUAAUUCAUCCUAAAUUAAAAAACCUUGUCAUUACUCGUGGUGGAUUCGUUGAAAUAUAUAAUGUUAAGUCCAGUGCUUCUGGGGAAACGCGAUUUAAUUGGGUAUACGGAACAUCCGUAUACGAAAAUAUCGCUGACAUUGUCACUGUACGCUUCACAGGUGAUCUUUUGGAUUCACUUCUUCUGAGUUUCCCGGAAGCUAAGGUUGCUGUAAUGAACUUCAAUCCUAUCACAUUUGAACUAAGGACCUUAUCCCUUCACAACUACGAAUUUGAAAACCUUAAGUCAGGUCGAAUGAACUUUACAAAGCUUCCUAUUCUAAGGCUAGAUCCACACCAACGUUGUGCCGUUAUGCUAGUAUACGACCGUCAUCUCGCCGUUUUACCUUUCCGACGUACAGAAGUUUUAGUGUCCGCAGAAACAGAUCCAAAACAUAUUAGCGUCAGAAACUCGCUUUUGUGGCAGCAAAGAGCGACAGCACCAUUAUUAGCCACGUUUACGACGUGUCUAAGCACAUCAACUGGAGAAAAGAUUAACAAUGUCCUUGACAUGCAAUUUCUUUACGGAUUUUAUGAACCAACAUUGUUGGUGCUAUAUGAACCCAUUGGUACGUGGGCAGGACGCGUUUCAGCUCGAAGAGACACAUGCUGCAUUGUGGCACUAUCUUUCAACCUUCAAAAGCGGACGAAUCCAGUUAUAUGGUUUCAAGAAUCUCUACCAUUUGACUGUCGUUCAGUCAUUUCUGUACCUCAACCGAUAGGUGGAGUCGUAGUUAUGGCUGCAAAUUCCAUUCUAUAUUUGAAACAGACGCUCCCAUCAUGUGGUCUCCCACUAAAUUGCUAUGCACAAAUAUCGACCAAUUUUCCUAUGCGUCAAGACGUGCCAUCUUGCGGUCCGUUAAGCAUUGACGGUUGUCGUGUAGUUACUUUAAAUGAAACACAGUUUUUGAUUGGUACACGAUCUGGGAAUCUCUAUUUGCUCUCACUCUGGCUUGAACAAGCCACUCAGACUGUGACCAGUUUGCUGUUUCAUAAAGUUGGUCACGCAGUACCUCCUCAGUGUAUGAUUCUUCUAGAAUCGAAAUAUCUAUUCAUUGGUUCACGCUUUUGCGACUCUGUCUUAAUGAAAAUCGAUUAUUCUUUAUUAUGUGUUGAUGCAAAUGGAAAAGAAGUAGAUCAUCAGCUAUUAGAUCAAUCUAGUGGUACUAAUAAUACGUUAAAGAACUCAAAACUUGCAGAUGGCAAAAGUAUUGUUGAAGACGAUUCCGAUGAGAUUCCUAAUAAAUGUCCUCGUAUAGAAAGAGAAGGAGAAAACGACAAGAUGAUAUCAAAGUCGCUAUCACAAAGUACAAAAAGGAAUACACCAAAUGAAAGUGAUAUCGUAUCAGACAAUCAUUAUAAAUUUGAUGACGUCGAUGUUGAACUCUAUGGCGAAAGUAUUCUUAGUCCGCCUUCGAUUUAUCGAGAAAUUAUUAAUUAUAGUUUUAAAGUAGUAGACCGAUUGAUCAACUUGGGACCAAUGGGACAACUAACGUCUGGUGAAGUUCCAUGUUUAGCUCCUGGUAAUACUGAUCCUACAGAUGAGGCUCUUACUUAUGCACAAGCAGAGAUGCACCAUGUUGAGUUAAUGGCAUGUAUACCACGUUCAUUUAAUGUACCAACUGAGAAGAAUCCGGUUUCUGGUGGAGGUGUAGCACUUUUGCAUACAAGUGUAAGACCAAGAGGUUUAACUGCUUUUGAAUUGCCUGAAUAUAUGAGUUUAUGGUCCCUUUAUGGUCCACCUAUAGUUACUCCUGUUCAAAGCAUUCCUUCCUCUCCUGUUAGUAAACCUUCAAUUGGAACAAACAGCAGUCCAACUACAGCUUCAAAUGGAAAACUAGAAAUACCAGACAUUCAUUCAGAAGAAGAAAAGGUAGAUGAGAAUUUAGUAGAAAAACCAACAGAACUCAACGAAGAUACUGAGAAAACUACAGGUGCCACUGAAUCCAUUACAGAUAAUGAUACAGACAAAGAAACUUCUAAGGAUAAUGAACCAGUUGUAAAUAUAUCUGAUGAAAAUGAAAAAAAAGUUGUAAAUGAAGACAAUUUUGAUGCAGAAUCGGAGCUAUCUAAUGAUCUAACACAUAGUUAUCUUUUACUGACUAGAGAAGACUCUACAAUGAUUCUUGAAGUGAGUCAUGAAAUAGUGGAACUUGAAGUAAGUGGAUUCAAUACUACAGAAAUGACUGUGGGUGCAUUCAAUUUGGGUUUUGAGUAUAUUCAACAAGUUAGACGAGAAACAAAUAAAAACAAUGAUGAUUCUGAUAAUAUACCAGAUCAAUUGACUACUUUUGCAACCACUAAGUCAACCAAACGAAAUGAAAUGAAAUCUAAAGAAUAUAUUGUGGGAAUUGAUUAUCCCUACAUAUUACAGGUUUCACCUACAUCUUUACGUUUACUUGAUGGUCCAAGACUUAUAGAGUAUGUUCAAGUGACAUUAGAAUGGCGUAUACAUUUAGCUAGUUGUGCUGAUCCUUAUAUUUUAUUAUGCACUGAAGAUGAUGAAUUAUUUUUAGUACGGUUAAAAAGUCAAGAUGACAUUAAUAGAUUUAGUCCAAUAAAAAAGUCAAAUAAUAAAGUUAUUACAUCUACACUAAUCGAUGAAAAUGGUGAUCAACCUGCAAAAUCAAUAUCUACAACUCAUUUAGAAGUGAUCAGACCGAAAGUUAAACAGGUAUCUGCACCGCUUUGUUUCAGUUUAUAUCAUGAUUAUGCUGGACGUUUAACUCGAUGGCUUUGGGCUUGUAAAGACUUACCAGCUGACAAUUCAUUUUUCAACCUACACACAACUGCUUCUCUGGAUCACUUAGUUUCUUGUCCAGGAGUUACAUCUUGGCCAGAACCUGGGUCAACUACUCCAGCUGCGGAUGUCACAGCACCAUUCGCUUCACCAACAGAGAAAUCCGCACAAUUGAUCAGUGCAUCAGAAGAAGAAAGUAUUCUACUUUAUGGUGAACCAAUUGAAAUUUGUAAAAGAGAAGGUUCUGUAGCGCUUGGUAAUAAUACAUUGCAACCACCUAAAUUUUCUCUGUCUACUACAUCUCAUUCAUCUUUAAACAAUAGUUUGACGGAAGCUAAUGUUAUGGAUGAUUUAACAGAAGAAAAACUAUCGAAGUAUUUCGCAUUUAUUGUAUUCACCAAUGGUGUGCUUGAAAUUUAUAGUUUACCCGAUUUUACUUUACUCUAUGAAGUCCAUCAUUUCACAGAUCUUCCACAAAUGUUGAUAGACCAUCGAGGUGUAAGUAGUGAACAACUUCAUAAGCCGUAUACAAACUCACAAAAUGUACCAUAUACAGAAGACGAAAGUAUACCACCGUCGAUUUUGGAAAUUCUUGUCUAUCCUAUCGGAAUCGAUAAAGAUCGCCCAGUGUUAAUGGUUCGAACUAGUCAAGAAAUAGCAUUUUUUGAAGCAUUAUGCCCUUUACCAGAUGAAGCGCAUCCUCUUAUUUCUGGAACAUUUUAUGAAGGAAGAUUACGCUGGAGACGUUUACCUUUACCUUGUCCACUUGUUGCACCACGUCGUGUCCGAACUGAUCCGAAAAUUAUGGAUGUUCAGUCCACAUUAUUAACCAGAACACAUAUGCUGAGAAGUUUCGAAAAUAUUGGAGACCAUCGUGGUGUAUUUGUAUGUGGAGGAAAUCCUAUUUGGUUAUUUGCUACAGAAUCGGGACAACUUCGUGUAUUUCCACAUUCAAUCGAUGGAAUAAUGGGUAGUUUCGCACCAUUGAAUGCAGAAAUUUGUCAUUCAGGAUUUGUCUAUUUCACAUUCUCUAAUGAAAUGCGUCUAGCUACCCUACCUCCAGGCUAUUCGUUUAAUGAACAUUUAGGAAUAAAAUGGAUUACUCUUGAUCCAGUGCCUUACUAUGUACAAUACCAUGUAGAAAGUAAGACAUAUGCUGUUGUCGGUAUUCAUUCAGAACCGUGUAAAUCUGUAUUUCGAUUAAAUGCUGAAGGUAAUAAAGAAGAAGAUGUUUUAGUUCGUCCUAAAACAUGUGUUCUACCAACCUUAGACUAUUACUCUUUACAAAUGUAUGCACCAAAUUUAAAUGCUAAUCAUCGUAAUAAACAAUCCCCAUGGCUAUUAAUUCCCAAUACGCUCAUUGAAUUUGAACCGUGGGAAGUUGUCACAUGUUUGAUUACAGCACAAUUAGCAUCUGAAGAAACGUUUCAUGGUACAAAAGAUUAUUUGGCUUUAGGUGCAAAUUUAUCAUAUGGUGAAGAAAUACCUGUACGUGGUCGAAUUCUUAUUUUAGACGUGAUUGAUGUAGUACCAGAACCUGGUCAACCACUUACACGACAUAAAUUGAAAAUUAUACAUGAUGGUGAGCAAAAGGGUCCAGUGACAGCUUUAACUAGCUGUCAGGGUCAUUUAAUCAGUGCAAUUGGGCAAAAGAUCUAUAUUUGGACAUUGAAGAAUACUGAUCUUGUGGGUGUAGCAUUUGUUGACUCGGAAUUAUACAUCCAUAAUUUAUUAUGUGUGAAAAAUUUAGUUUUAGCAGCUGAUGUAUUAAAAUCUGUUCAGUUGUUAAGAUUUCAAUCAGAUUUACGUGUUCUCUCUGUUGUCAGUCGAGAUAAUAUCUCUAGAGAAGUGUAUACAUCCAACUUUUUUGUAGAUGGUCGACGUUUAGGAUUCAUGGUGUCUGAUGAAUUGGGCAAUGUUACCAUCUAUAGUUAUGAUCCAUUAGAUCCUUCAAGUCGUUCUGGAAGACGGCUUGUUCGUUGUGCAGAUAUGCGUUUACCGUCUCGUGCAACCUGUUCACUUCGUGUGGCCAAUCGACUUAGACAUGCUUUACUCUCAGUUAAACCUUCGUCAACAACUACAGCGUCCGCAUUGACAGCAGGAACUUCAGCGAUUAACCAGAAUCCUACUAAUACCAUUUUAGAUAAUAUAAGUCUUGUUGAUUCUGUUAGUCAAACGAAUAACUUAAAACAAUCACAACAACAAUCUACAGCUGCACAACAAGGGACUACCAAUCCUAACUCUGGUGUUGAUCCAGAGAAAUUUAGACAAUCUAUAUAUUUUGGCAGUCAGAAUGGUUCUAUUUACCGAAUCGGUCCUAUACGUGAUAAAAUGUAUAGUCGCCUUCGUAUAACUGAGAAAAAUUUAAUUCAUCAUCUUGGACCUAUUUGUGGUAUGCCACCUAAAUCAUGUUGGUCAUAUAAUCGUCCUCAACCAGAAUUAGCUAAUCCAUGCGGUAAAGUUGCAGAUGGUGAUUUAAUUUGGCGUUAUCUAACUUUACCACAUUGUCAACGUUUAGAGAUAGCUAAAAAAUCCGGUCAAAGUUUAGAAAGUAUAAUGGAUGAUAUAGCAGAAUUGAUUGCAACUACAUUGCAUUUCUGA
This is a messenger RNA of Schistosoma margrebowiei, 5478 nucleotides long. The record is from the annotation of a GenBank genome assembly. Lineage: Eukaryota; Metazoa; Platyhelminthes; Trematoda; Strigeidida; Schistosomatidae.